Molecule: messenger RNA, 1222 nt
Organism: Humulus lupulus (European hop)
Lineage: Eukaryota; Viridiplantae; Streptophyta; Magnoliopsida; Rosales; Cannabaceae
Product: WD repeat-containing protein VIP3
Exons: 2
Coding region: 88-1041 (317 amino acids)
Cellular component (GO): Cdc73/Paf1 complex
Molecular function (GO): protein binding
Source: RefSeq, a predicted model, not a curated record
AGUGAAGUGAGGUACAAAUUUAGUCACCAGAAACCCAAUACCCCGAACAAAACCCUCAAACAAGAAAAGACCGCACCUUUACUGGCGAUGAAACUCGCGGGACUAAAAUCGUUCGAGAACGCCCACGAGGAGUCCAUCUGGGCGGCGACGUGGGUCCCGGCUACGGAGACCCGAUCCGCCCUGCUGCUGACCGGCUCCCUCGACGAGACCGUCAAGCUAUGGAAGCCCGAUGAGCUGGUCCUCCAGCGAACCAAUACCGGCCACUGCCUUGGAGUGGUCUCCGUCGCCGCUCACCCUUCCGGCCACUUUGCCGCCUCCGCCUCCCUCGACAGCUUCGUUAGGGUUUUUGAUGUCGACACCAACAACACCAUAGCUAGUCUCGAAGCCCCUCCUUCCGAAGUCUGGCAAAUGCAAUUUGAUCCCAAGGGCACCAUCCUAGCAGUUGCCGGUGGGGGCAGUGCAUCAGUGAAGCUUUGGGACACAGCGACAUGGAAUUUAGUUGCCACUUUAUCUAUUCCUCGGCCUGAAGCACCAAAGCCCUCUGAGAAACACAGCAGCAAGAAGUUCGUUCUGUCAGUUGCCUGGAGUCCGGAUGGAAGGCGGCUUGCUUGUGGCUCUAUGGACGGAACUAUUUCCGUGUUCGACAUUGGCCGUGCCAAGUUUCUUCACCACCUGGAAGGCCACUUCAUGCCCGUACGUACACUGGCAUAUUCUCCCACCGAACCAAGGUUGCUGUUUUCGGCCUCAGAUGAUGCCCAUGUACACAUGUAUGAUGCUGAGGGAAAGACUCUUGUUGGAGCCAUGUCAGGGCACGCGAGCUGGGUGCUGAGUGUGGAUGUUAGCCCAGAUGGGACUGCUAUUGCAACAGGAUCAAGUGACCGAACAGUGAGGCUAUGGGAUAUCGGCAUGAGGGCUGCUGUCCAGACAAUGAGCAACCACGCUGACCAAGUUUGGGGAGUGUCCUUUGGACCAGCCGGAGGGCCUGGUCGGCUUGCAAGUGUAUCGGAUGACAAGAGUAUAUCCUUAUAUGACUUCUCCUGAGAAAAGUUACUCUUAGAAAAUGAGGACUCCGAAGAUUUGUGAUAGUUUAGGGUCAUUGCAACUUCUUCUGGUGUUAAAGUUUCUCGAGAAAUUGAUUUCAUACAUUGUUAAAUUGCAUAAUGUACUUGUAAUUUUUUAAAUUAUAAUUGCCUAAAAAGAGGAUCCUACUCCUAGUGUGAAA